UCUGGCCAGAAGAGCUGAGACAUCCGUUCCCCUACAAGAAACUCUCCCCGGGUGGAACAAGAUGGAUUAUCAAGUGUCAAGUCCAAUCUAUGACAUCGAUUAUUAUACAUCGGAGCCCUGCCAAAAAAUCAAUGUGAAGCAAAUUGCAGCCCGCCUCCUGCCUCCGCUCUACUCACUGGUGUUCAUCUUUGGUUUUGUGGGCAACAUGCUGGUCAUCCUCAUCCUGAUAAACUGCAAAAGGCUGAAGAGCAUGACUGAUAUCUACCUGCUCAACCUGGCCAUCUCUGACCUGUUUUUCCUUCUUACUGUCCCCUUCUGGGCUCACUAUGCUGCUGCCCAGUGGGACUUUGGAAAUACAAUGUGUCAACUCUUGACAGGGCUCUAUUUUAUAGGCUUCUUCUCUGGAAUCUUCUUCAUCAUCCUCCUGACAAUCGAUAGGUACCUGGCUAUCGUCCAUGCUGUGUUUGCUUUAAAAGCCAGGACGGUCACCUUUGGGGUGGUGACAAGUGUGAUCACUUGGGUGGUGGCUGUGUUUGCGUCUCUCCCAGGAAUCAUCUUUACCAGAUCUCAAAAAGAAGGUCUUCAUUACACCUGCAGCUCUCAUUUUCCGUACAGUCAGUAUCAAUUCUGGAAGAAUUUCCAGACAUUAAAGAUAGUCAUCUUGGGGCUGGUCCUGCCGCUGCUUGUCAUGGUCAUCUGCUACUCAGGAAUCCUAAAAACUCUGCUUCGGUGUCGAAAUGAGAAGAAGAGGCACAGGGCUGUGAGGCUUAUCUUCACCAUCAUGAUUGUUUAUUUUCUCUUCUGGGCUCCCUACAACAUUGUCCUUCUCCUGAACACCUUCCAGGAAUUCUUUGGCCUGAAUAAUUGCAGUAGCUCUAACAGGUUGGACCAAGCUAUGCAGGUGACAGAGACUCUUGGGAUGACGCACUGCUGCAUCAACCCCAUCAUCUAUGCCUUUGUCGGGGAGAAGUUCAGAAACUACCUCUUAGUCUUCUUCCAAAAGCACAUUGCCAAACGCUUCUGCAAAUGCUGUUCUAUUUUCCAGCAAGAGGCUCCCGAGCGAGCAAGCUCAGUUUACACCCGAUCCACUGGGGAGCAGGAAAUAUCUGUGGGCUUGUGACCCGGACUCAAGUGGGCUGGUGACCCAGUCAGAGUUGUGCACAUGGCUUAGUUUUCAUACACAGCCUGGGCUGGGGGUGGGGUGGGAGAGGUCUUUUUUAAAAGGAAGUUACUGUUAUAGAGGGUCUAAGAUUCAUCCAUUUAUUUGGCAUCUGUUUAAAGUAGAUUAGAUCUUUUAAGCCCAUCAAUUAUAGAAAGCCGAAUCAAAAUAUGUUGAUGAAAAAUAGCAACCUUUUUAUCUCCCCUUCACAUGCAUCAAGUUAUUGACAAACUCUCCCUUCACUCCGAAAGUUCCUUAUGUAUAUUUAAAAGAAAGCCUCAGAGAAUUGCUGAUUCUUGAGUUUAGUGAUCUGAACAGAAAUACCAAAAUUAUUUCAGAAAUGUACAACUUUUUACCUAGUACAAGGCAACAUAUAGGUUGUAAAUGUGUUUAAAACAGGUCUUUGUCUUGCUAUGGGGAGAAAAGACAUGAAUAUGAUUAGUUAAGAAAUGACACUUUUCGUGUGUGAUUUCCCCUCCAAGGUAUGGUUACUAAGUUUCACUGACUUAGAACCAGGCGAGAGACUUGUGGCCUGGGAGAGCUGGGGAAGCUUCUUAAAUGAGAAGGAAUUUGAGUUGGAUCAUCUAUUGCUGGCAAAGACAGAAGCCUCACUGCAAACACUGCAUGGGCAAGCUUGGCUGUAGAAGGAGACAGAGCUGGUUGGGAAGACCUGGGGAGGAAGGACAAGGCUAGAUCAUGAAGAACCUUGACGGCAUUGCUCCGUCUAAGUCAUGAGCUGAGCAGGGAGAUCCUGGUUGGUGUUGCAGAAGGUUUACUCUGUGGCCAAAGGAGGGUCAGGAAGGAUGAGCAUUUAGGGCAAGGAGACCACCGACAGCCCUCAGGUCAGGGUGAGGAUGGCCUCUGCUAAGCUCAAGGCGUGAGGAUGGGAAGGAGGGAGGUAUUCGUGAGGAUGGGAAGGAGGGAGGUAUUCGUGAGGAUGGGAAGGAGGGAGGUAUUUGUGAGGAUGGGAAGGAGGGAGGUAUUCGUGAGGAUGGGAAGGAGGAAGGUAUUCGUGAGGAUGGGAAGGAGGGAGGUAUUCGUGCAGCAUAUGAGGAUGCAGAGUCAGCAGAACUGGGGUGGAUUUGGGUUGGAAGUGAGGGUCAGAGAAGAGUCAGAGAGAAUCCCUAGGCUUCAAGCAGAUUGGAGAAACCCUUGAAAAGACAUCAAGCACGGAAGGAGGAGGAGGAGGUUUAGGUCAAGAAGAAGACGGAUUGGUGUAAAAGGAUGGGUCUGGUUUGCAAAGCUUGAACACAGUCUCACCCAGACUCCAGGCUGUCUUUCACUGAAUGCUUCUGACUUCAGAGAUUUCCUUCCCAUCCCCGCUCAAAUACUGAGGGGUCUCCAGGAGGAGACUAGAUUUAUGAAUACAAGAGGUAUGAGGUCUAGGAACAUACUUCAGCUCACACAUGAGAUCUAGGUGAGGAUUGAUUACCUAGUAGUCAUUUCAUGGGUUGUUGGGAGGAUUCUAUGAGGCAACCACAGGCAGCAUUUAGCACAUACUACACAUUCAAUAAGCAUCAAACUCUUAGUUACUCAUUCAGGGAUAGCACUAAGCAAAGCAUUGAGCAAAGGGGUCCCAUAGAGGUGAGGGAAGCCUGAAAAACUAAGAUGCUGCCUGCCCAGUGCACACAAGUGUAGGUAUCAUUUUCUGCAUUUAACCAUCAAUAGGCAAAGGGGGGAAGGGACAUAUUCAUUUCGAAAUAAGCUGCCUUGAGCCUUAAAACCCACAAAAGUACAAUUUACCAGCCUCCGUAUUUCAGACUGAAUGGGGGUGGGUGGGGGGGCGCCUUAGGUACUUAUUCCAGAUGCCUUCUCCAGACAAACCAGAAGCAACAGAAAAAGUCGUCUCUCCCUCCCUUUGAAAUGAAUAUACCCCUUAGUGUUUGGGUAUAUUCAUUUCAAAGGGAGAGAGAGAGGUUUUUUUCUGUUGUUUCUCAUAUGAUUGUGCACAUACUUGAGACUGUUUUGAAUUUGGGGGAUGGCUAAAACCAUCAUAGUACAGGUAAGGUGAGGGAAUAGAAAGUGGUGAGAACUACUCAGGGAAUGAAGGUGUCAGAAUAAUAAGAGGUGCUACUGACUUUCUCAGCCUCUGAAUAUGAACGGUGAGCAUUGUGGCUGUCAGCAGGAAGCAAUGAAGGGAAAUGUCUUUCCUUUUGCUCUUAAGUUGUGGAGAGUGCAAGAGUAGCAUAGGACCCUACCCUCUGGGCCAAGUCAAAGACAUUCUGACAUCUUAGUAUUUGCAUAUUCUUAUGUAUGUGAAAGUUACAAAUUGCUUGAAAGAAAAUAUGCAUCUAAUAAAAAAC
This is a messenger RNA of Pan troglodytes (chimpanzee), 3462 nucleotides long. RefSeq names its product C-C motif chemokine receptor 5 (gene CCR5). The coding region runs from base 62 to 1120 and encodes 352 amino acids. Gene Ontology annotation, molecular function: chemokine (C-C motif) ligand 5 binding; C-C chemokine receptor activity. Lineage: Eukaryota; Metazoa; Chordata; Mammalia; Primates; Hominidae. The record is from RefSeq and is a predicted model, not a curated record. Gene Ontology annotation, cellular component: membrane; external side of plasma membrane; cytoplasm. The transcript has 2 exons. Gene Ontology annotation, biological process: inflammatory response; positive regulation of cytosolic calcium ion concentration; cell chemotaxis.